GCCGAGCAAGCAUAAAGCUGUGAGCGGAGCUUUUCCCUCUCUAGACUUCUGUAUCACGUGCGUGGGGGAGAACAGGUCAUGUGACUCUGGUUGGCGGUGGGCGCUGCUGAAGGCUUGUGGCGCGAGCGGGGCUGUGGGCGUUAGGGACCCCCGCGCGCGCCGGCAGGAUGCAGAACGUCAUCAACACGGUGAAGGGGAAGGCGCUGGAGGUGGCCGAGUACCUCACUCCCGUGCUCAAGGAGUCAAAGUUUAAAGAAACUGGAGUCAUCACUCCUGAAGAGUUUGUGGCAGCUGGAGACCAUUUAGUUCACCACUGUCCUACUUGGCAAUGGGCUUCAGGAGAAGAAUUAAAGGUCAAGGCUUAUCUGCCAACAGACAAACAGUUUUUGGUAACUAAAAAUGUGCCAUGCUACAAGCGGUGUAAACAGAUGGAGUAUUCAGAUGAACUGGAAGCAAUUAUAGAAGAAGAUGAUGGUGAUGGGGGAUGGGUAGACACAUUUCACAAUGCAGGUAUUGCAGGCGGGACAGAAGCAGUUAAGGAGAUCACACUGGAGAGCAAGGACAAUAUAAAACUAUCAGGAUAUCCAGCCUCUUGUGAAGAUGAUGAGGAAGAUGAAGGGGAAGCAGCUGACAUGGAAGAAUAUGAAGAGAGUGGGCUAUUGGAGACAGAUGACGCAACUCUUGAUACAAGAAAAAUAGCAGAAGCUAGCAAAGCUAAAGCUGAUGUCGGAGGGGAAGAUGCCAUCCUGCAGACCAGAACUUAUGACCUCUACAUCACUUACGACAAAUACUACCAGACUCCAAGGCUGUGGUUAUUUGGAUAUGAUGAGCAACGGCAGCCUUUAACGGUAGACUACAUGUAUGAAGAUAUUAGUCAAGAUCAUGUCAAAAAAACAGUAACAAUUGAAAAUCAUCCCCAUCUUCCUCCACCACCUAUGUGUUCAGUUCAUCCAUGCAGGCAUGCAGAAGUGAUGAAGAAAAUAAUUGAAACAGUUGCAGAAGGUGGGGGAGAACUUGGAGUUCAUAUGUAUCCUUUCCAUGGAAUGUCAGGAGACCUCUGAAGAAUAUGUUAUCUAAUAAAGGUCUAAUCCAUCCUCCGUCCAUUCCUAAA
This is a messenger RNA of Trachemys scripta elegans, 1111 nucleotides long. RefSeq names its product autophagy related 3 (gene ATG3). Lineage: Eukaryota; Metazoa; Chordata; Testudines; Emydidae. The coding region runs from base 168 to 1061 and encodes 297 amino acids. Gene Ontology annotation, cellular component: cytosol; cytoplasmic ubiquitin ligase complex. The transcript has 11 exons. The record is from RefSeq and is a predicted model, not a curated record. Gene Ontology annotation, molecular function: Atg8-family ligase activity. Gene Ontology annotation, biological process: autophagy of mitochondrion; nucleophagy; autophagosome assembly.